This is a messenger RNA of Telopea speciosissima, 1456 nucleotides long. RefSeq names its product mitogen-activated protein kinase kinase kinase 18-like. Gene Ontology annotation, biological process: protein phosphorylation. Gene Ontology annotation, molecular function: ATP binding; protein kinase activity. NCBI's taxonomy places the organism in Eukaryota, Viridiplantae, Streptophyta, Magnoliopsida, Proteales, Proteaceae. The transcript has 2 exons. Bases 26 to 1456 code for a protein of 476 amino acids. The record is from RefSeq and is a predicted model, not a curated record.
UCGUUCAGUUUUGUUGUGUUUUGUAAUGGAGAAGAAAUCAAUCGUUUCUCGUCGUCAACCUCAAUGGGUUCGAUCGAAUUGCAUUGGAAAAGGCUCAUUCGGAACUGUAAGCCUCGCUUCCUUCGAAUCUGAUGGUCGAGUUUUCGCAGUGAAAUCUGUGAAUUCCAAUUCAUCCCUCACUUCCCACCUCGAAUCGUUAGAGAACGAGAUUCUAACCCUUAGUUCUCUUUCGUCCCCAUACGUGGUUCAGUAUCUCGGCGAUGACAUUACCCAGGAAUUCGGCAACGUCACUUACCGGAAUCUACACAUGGAAUACCUGCCUGGAGGCACAGCUGCCGAUGUGGCGUCCCAGUUUGGCGGAAAAGGUAACGAGCGUGUGGUGAGGUCCGUUGCUUGGUGUAUCGUGUCUGCGUUAAAACACGUCCACGCUAAGGGCUUCGUUCACUGCGACGUAAAGGGGAAGAAUGUGCUGCUGGGUUCCGGUUCGACCGCAGGCGUAGCGAAGCUGGCCGAUUUCGGAUCGACCAAGCGGUUCUACAAUGAGGGAAAGACGAUAUUACCCAGAGGGAGUCCGCUUUGGAUGGCGCCAGAGGUUAUUAGAGGGGAAAGGCAAGGGCCAGAGUCCGAUGUGUGGUCACUGGGUUGUACGGUCAUCGAGAUUAUCACAGGGAAACCAGCUUGGGAAGAUUGCGGUGCCGAUACGCUGUGCCGGGUUGCCUUCUCCGAUUCAGUACCGGAUUUCCCAGCUGAACUGUCGGAGAUUGGUCGUGAUUUUCUCAACAAUUGCCUGAGAAGAGAACCCAGUGAGAGGUGGACUUGCCAGCAGCUCCUCCACCACCCUUUCGUAUCGGCAGGGGCAGUAACAGAUUCAUCUCCUCGAUCGAUUCUCAACUGGGCCGCUUCAGAAUUCACCAGCGACGACGACGAAGAAAGUGAAUUUGAUUUCAAUCGAAAUGGCGAAACUGAUUCUCAGAAUUCAAAUUCCAAUUCUGGACGGUUAGUGAUCUCUGCGAAGGAGAGAAUCAGGGAAUUAGCCACCGGUGGAGGGGUAAAUUGGGAAUCUGACGGUUGGGAACUGGUGAGGUCGUCGUGCUCAGUUUGUAACACAGGAGUAUCUGAGACGGCGAGUGGUGGAGUGGACGAAGGGAGACCAGGGACAAGUUUGGAAUACUCGGAUUUGAGGAGUGUAAGAGAGGAAAAGGUCGGGAUUAGUUCAGAAACGUGGAAUAUUGUGAGGGAACUUGAGAAUGAAGGAAGUGAGGGGACAAGCUCGGAAUAUUUGGAUUCUAUCACUGCACCCUUUUCGCGUUACGUAAGUGAGAGCCAGUGGCCUUCUUACGUGAGAAGCAGCGAUUUGAGAGCCAAGGGGUUUUACAGUUAUAAGCUUAUGAAGGUCGUCUUCACAAUUACUAAACCAUUUGAAUCAUUUCCAGAGGCAUCUGAAGAGACAAAUUGA